AUGAUGGAUUUUGAUGAGCGUGUUCCUUGUUCCUCUAACAUGUAUUUGCCAAGUUGUACUUACUACGUCUCGGGUCCUGAUUUUUCCAGCCUCCCUUCUUUUUUGCCCCAGACCCCGUCUUCUCGCCCUAUGACAUACUCCUACUCCUCCAACCUACCCCAGGUCCAACCUGUGAGAGAAGUUACCUUCAGGGAAUAUGCCAUUGAUCCCUCCAGUAAAUGGCACCCCAGGAACAAUCUGCCCCACUGCUACUCCGCAGAGGAGAUCAUGCACAGAGACUGCCUGCCUGCCACCAACACUGCUAGCAUGGGCGAGAUGUUCGGCAAAAACACAGCUAACGUCUACCACCCCAGCACCAACGUCUCCUCCAAUUUCUAUAGCACGGUGGGCAGGAACGGGGUCCUACCCCAGGCUUUCGACCAGUUUUUCGAGACGGCUUAUGGCACGGCGGAAAACCUGGCCUCGGCGGACUACCCGGUAGACAAGAGUGGCGACAAGGCGCCCGCGGCCGCCGGGGCGGCGGCGGCGGCAACUUCAAGUUCGGAGGGCGGCUGCGGCAGGGCGGCGGCGGCGGCGGCGGCGGCGGAGAAGGAGAGGAGGCGGCGGCCGGAGAGCAGCAGCAGCCCCGAGUCAUCUUCCGGCAACAAUGAGGAGAAAUCCGGCAGCUCCAGUGGACAACGUACCCGUAAAAAGAGAUGCCCAUACACCAAAUAUCAGAUUAGGGAGUUAGAAAGGGAAUUCUUUUUCAGUGUCUACAUAAACAAAGAAAAACGCCUCCAGCUCUCCCGAAUGCUCAAUCUGACCGACCGCCAAGUGAAAAUAUGGUUUCAGAACAGAAGAAUGAAAGAAAAAAAAAUUAACAGGGACCGAUUACAAUAUUACUCAGCUAAUCCACUACUUUAAAACUCAUAGCGUUUUUCAAGACGAGAUUAAAUUCAGAUUUCGCCCUUGACAAGGUCAAGCCACGGGGUUAUGUGGAGGAAAGAGGUGUGUAU
This is a messenger RNA of Falco peregrinus (peregrine falcon), 995 nucleotides long. RefSeq names its product homeobox A11 (gene HOXA11). Gene Ontology annotation, molecular function: RNA polymerase II cis-regulatory region sequence-specific DNA binding; DNA-binding transcription factor activity, RNA polymerase II-specific. Gene Ontology annotation, biological process: regulation of transcription by RNA polymerase II; anatomical structure development. The record is from RefSeq and is a predicted model, not a curated record. The transcript has 2 exons. NCBI's taxonomy places the organism in Eukaryota, Metazoa, Chordata, Aves, Falconiformes, Falconidae. Gene Ontology annotation, cellular component: nucleus. The coding region runs from base 1 to 903 and encodes 300 amino acids.